Molecule: messenger RNA, 1053 nt
Organism: Alternaria conjuncta
Lineage: Eukaryota; Fungi; Ascomycota; Dothideomycetes; Pleosporales; Pleosporaceae
Exons: 2
Coding region: 1-1053 (350 amino acids)
Source: RefSeq, a predicted model, not a curated record
AUGACAGAGCCUCACAUAACGUCCUCCUGCAAGCCUGCGAACGACCCUGGGCGCCUGAAGAGAAAGCGGCCACACGACGACCAACAUGGCACAACAGCAGCCACUGACAAGCGUACCAAUACUUUGCAUUUCAAAGAUUUCAACCUCCCCAUCAAGGAUCCAUCAAGACAUACGAGUGGCAGGCUCUGUACAUCUCCCCACGACGACAGAGCACACGAUGCGUUCAAGGCAAAGAUCCUGGAAGAAGACAUACAACGCGAAGCGGAGGUAGACAAAUGGCUGGAGCAGGUCACCCCACGUCUGGAGGCCGGCGAGCAGAUACCGAUUGGGAGCCUUGGCAACACGAGAUGGCAUGUAGCCUGCCGCGAGUAUUGGGAGCAAUACAUUGGCCCGGACCACUGUUGGAUUAAUCCCGAGGAUGGACGAAUGCUCGUAUUCCAGAAAAAAGCACCGGGUGUGAAGACCACAAAGCAGCAAAUGGUGGUGGACCAAUUCUGGAUGAAGCAAAGCGCCUCACCUGGUAUAGCUACGAGUCAUCCCUUUGAGAGACCAGAAUAUGCAAGCUUAGACCCCGUGAUCGUGAGCCUAAGGUACACUGGGAGCGAUCUGAAAAUAUGGUUCUUGGGUAAUGGGUAUGCGAGGAUGGAAUGGAAUACUACAUUCCUCAUGGGCCAGGUGGGAAGGCUGAUGAAACCGGGAAGGCUAAUGAUGUCCUGUAUACAAGAGGACACCGAUGAACAUGACUCGGGAAGCGACGCUACUGAAGAAUCAGACUCUGAAGAAGAUGAAGAAGACAACGAAGAAGAAGACGAAGAACACACCGGCAGCGAAGAAGAAUGGAGUCAUGAAAGCGACGACCUGUAUUGCAGAAACUACAGCAACGGCAGCGAAUGCGGAUGCGAAAGAUGCCUUCGUACAUGGGACGAUAUGUCUGAGAGCGAUUUAUACGACGAUCGCCCUGAACCACCGGGGAUGACUCAGGCCAGGAUAGACUACGAAUUUCGGAGGUUCAUGAACCAACGGGAACCGGCACCAUGGGAUAAGUAUGCGUGA